Molecule: messenger RNA, 4643 nt
Organism: Vidua chalybeata
Lineage: Eukaryota; Metazoa; Chordata; Aves; Passeriformes; Viduidae
Exons: 5
Coding region: 3334-3927 (197 amino acids)
Source: RefSeq, a predicted model, not a curated record
AUUGAUAACAGAGAGAGCAGUUAUAAUAAAAAACACAGUAUUUUCCCACUCACUAUGGGAAAAAAGCCGAAGGUGGAGCAAAGCUUGGGAAGUUUGCUCUGGGCUUUUGCUUGAGCAAGUGCGGCAGUUGCAGGCUGUGUGUGGCUCCUUAGUUGCUGUUUUGGGACUUGGCUUUUGUUUCAGGGAGAUUAAGACCAAAGCAAUACAGACCUGGGCAUUUCCUGCUCAAUUUCUAAAGUAACGGAAUGUAGGACUGUGAAGAAGGCCGUUGAGGUAGAAAGAAGUGACAGAGUGCCCGCCUCAGAUGAAGAAAGUGAGGCAGUGCAAGAAACCAGCAUGAUGGAAUAGCUGCCCUGGGAUGAUGAGUCAGAUUCACUGUGGUCCCGCAGGCCUUUCCUCAUGCCUGCUCCAGCUUGGCCACCUACAGCCAAAGCUGGAGGUGUGAGUGCAGCAAAGCUGUUGUCCAGAAUCACGGCACAGGCUCUGAGGCUGAUUGUUGCCUGCAGUGUGUGGGGAGGAUAUUGCCAGCAGCAAUUGCCAGAGAGAUGCUUGAAGGCAUCUCUGGACACUGUGGGGUUUUGGAGGGGUUCUUACACUUUUAGCUCAGGCAGUAAAGACUGUCCCAAGACAAUGCUAUUCCCUUUGAAGUGCUGAAGAGGAACCACUGAGCUCCUCACCCUUGUCCCUCUCCUCUCCACAGCAGCUCCAGCUCCACCUCUGGGCUGUCUCUCAUGGGGCUCUUAGCAGCCUCUGAGAUACCCCACCUCCUGAGAGGGCAGCCCAAGCUCUUUUCAGAAGAGAGCUGUGCCUCAACACUUGAACCAAGCCUUGCAAACUCUUGUGAUAUAGACAUCCACACUUGCAGCCCUGCAGAUGCACAUGUGAACUGAGAUGCACAUGUGGGACACAUGCAUGCCCAUGCCCUGCAGUGCUAUUUCUGAAAUGCCCGGGCUGCUUCUGAGGGAGCUGACGUGCCACUGCAGCAGGAAAACACCUCUGCAUACAAGGGGCUGCAGCAACAACCACCCCUGGGUUUCUCCUUGUGUGUUGUUCUGUUCAGUCGCCAGUCCCUUGGUUUCUCGCUAUAUUCCUGUUCUCUCCCACUCCCUCUCUGUCUUGCUGUCUAUCCAAAGCUUCUUCAACAAUCUCCAUCCCGCCCCAACCCAGACUUCGUUCUCUCCUACUCAUUCUGCUCCUUUCUGCUCAUUCUGCGUCUCUUCCUCUUUCCCUGCUGCGUCUUCCUGCAGCUCUGCUCCCAUUCCCUGCCCCUCUUUUGCUCUCGUUGCCUCUCCGUUCUGCUUCCUGUCCCUGUCUCUUCUGUCUUUAUUUCUCGGCUCUGCUCCCUGUGCCACGCUCAGCUCAGACUCCCAGGCGAGCUGCCCCGGCAGCCGGGACACGGCGGAGAGCUCUCCUGCAGCAGCGGCGAAUCGGGCCCGGGAGAGGCGCCUCGGCCCUCGGGCCGGAGCGGGGGCGCUCCGCGCCAGCGGGAGCAGCUGGAGCUGCGGCCCGGGAGGCGGGGCGGGCACAGCCCCACAGCCCCGUUCCCGCCCCUCAUGGCCACAAUGGGAAAGAACAGGGGUUCUCUUGGGAAACCAAGAGACUGGCAACUGGACAGAGCAACACACAAGGGGAAACCCAGGGGCGGUUUUUGCUGCAGCCCAAUAAAUCCAGAGGUGUUUUCCUGCUGCAGUGGUUGCUCCGAGCCAGCGGGAGCAGCUGGAGCUGCGGGGCGGGCACAGCCCCACAACCGCGUGCCCGCCCCUCACGGCCCCGUGCGAAAUGGCGGCAGCAGGGGGCAAGGAGGCCGCGGGCCCCGGGCAGCGCUGCCUCCGUGCCGUGCCACACACGCGGCAGGCGGCUUCAGCAGCAGCACAGGUCUCGGGGCACUGGUCCCACAGCUGGUGACGAGCCGCCGAGCAGCGCAAUGCCUCGAGUGCGUUAAAGGAGAGACUGGGUGUAUAACCCGUUAAAGGAACAAAGAAGGGCAGUGUUCAUCGGUGCCACCCCUCGGGCAGGAAUAGAGGGCCCGAGAUAGCACUCAGACUCAAUGCCGAGGCAGCUGGGCAGCCUGCCUGGCUUCUGGGCAGGAGAUGUCACCAAGACAUCCUCCAGCCUGGUACGGCCCUCUGCUUAUCAUUAUGUGCCACAGCCUUCAAGGUGGGCUGUGAUCUGUGCUCAAUUCCAGAGGAUGGCAUUGGCCAAGCUGAUGCGGCUUGUCGGUUGGAGUCUGCUUAUGAGCCUUGGAGAGACACCCUAAAGGGGGAAAUCUGUCCGUGCCUCUGUGCUUGCAGCUCUAAACACCUGGGGGUUAACUGGUGCUUCAGGGGCAAUUAUACCAAAGGUGCUCUAGAAGGCUUUCCAAGAGAUUCUAGCGUAGCGUGCCUGGCGCACGUAAAUCCUGAAUAUUUCCUUCCCAGAAGAGCUGCUAAGCUAAAAGGCUACCCGUGUUAACUGUUACCUGCAGGAACUGACACAUUUGUGUGUCUCCCAUGGCAUUACCACCUGGGGUCUGAGGACAAGCAAGAGGGAGCUCAGGGCCUCUGGAUGACUGCUUGAGGGAUCUGGGCCGCAUGUGGUAUUUACUUCUGCCACUUGCAGUGACCCAGACACAGAAAGGUUCUAGAGGUGAAUACCUGGCACCCUGGUGUGCCCAACAGAAGUGUAGGGCUUUGACUGUGGGUUACUCCACAGGACACCAGGCCUGAUGGUGGCACAUGGGCUACACCUGCCUCCAAGGGAAAAAGGAUCUUGGCUCAGGAGUUAGUGGGGCUCCUUAAGAGGGCUUUACGUAGGUUUGGAAGUGGAAAGGGAAUAUACUAGGCUCACCUGGGAGAAGCAUGAGCACUGCAAACACAUGUUUGCAUGACAGUGGAGGAUGGAAGCAGUGCUGCCAUCAAAGAUCAUGAAACUGUAGCACAAGUAAUGGGGAAAACAGGUUUCUUGCCAGAAUGCUGUCAGACAAAAAUACUACCAAAGAAAGACACAAUUGAGUUUUUUACAGCAGCCUUCAUACAGGGCUGCUGAUGGGGAUUUAUGAAGAAUAGGACCUGAGUGCCUCUGCAUUCCCAUGCACAGUGCUGCCUCCCAGAAUACAUCAACCCUUCUCCAUUUUGCUCCUUCCAUUCCUAUGCAGAAUAAGGAAAUCAAUAGAGGGCGGGUCCAGGAAUUCACAUGCAAUGUGGGUGUACAUUGGGGAGUUCACAGACACCACUAUGUUAUGAGGUCACAGAGCCCUGUUUGAUGUGAGGUUCCAGAGCCCCACUGCUGCUCUUCAGUGCUCGCUCUGGGCAACACUGCAGCAGCAGCAGCAGCAGUGGCAGGAGCAGCAGAAUCAUGGUCCUGGGCCACUACCUCCUGCUCCUCUUUCUCCUGGCCCUGCAAGCCCAGAAUGCCCAGAGUGCUCCAACACCUGGGCAGGGAGCAGUUGUGGACACAGAGAGAACUCUUUCAGCCCCUGAGCUGGAGCCAAAUACCAUGCUGAUUCCGAGCUGGUACCUCAAGCGGAAUAAUUAUGACAAGGUUCCUGAAGAAUUCCCUGAAGGAUUCCCAGAUGUUUCAGAGGAGCUCCUGAACACCUUGCAUGAAGCCCCAUCUGAAAAUCUGGCUAUGGAUUCCUCUUGUCUUGGGGGACAGCAGGCUCCUCACUGCCACUUGCCAGAAUGCCCGGCCACGGUACUGUGCUCUUGGAAAGGGACAGUGGCUUCUGGUUACAGUGUCCAGUGUUUUUUUCUGAAGAGACGGAUUCUGAGACUGUGCUGGAGACCUUCCCUAUGGAAGAAAAUGGCAGCCUGCCAGGCUCAGAUGAAGAAAGAGAACCAACAGAGGACACCAGCACACUUGCUGAGCCUGGGGAAUAUUCAUGGUCAGCUGCUGGGCAAAAAGCCAAGACUGCUGGACAGUGGGAAUUUAGCAAGAACUACAUUCUAGCAUCUGUAGCAGUCUCGGCUCUGCUGCUGCUUGCAGCAGUGGUUGGGUACAUAAUCAUGUACCAGGCUGCUGAAGCGAGACAUGUGAGUUAUUCAUUGCUGCCAUUGGCAAUGAAGGGUUUGCACCAGGCUGGAGUGCCCAGGCAGCUCCUAGCAAGGCUCUGUGGAAACCGCUGCAGUGCAAUGCUUUAACUGUGCUCCAAAUUCAUAUCUAUGAGGAGUCUUGGAAAUCUGUUUCUACAGCAGGACUCAGGAAGACAAGGAGGCAACAAGACAGGACUGGGACUCUUCCAGGGAAAGCUGUGGUCUGCCUAGACGUGAAGCAGAAUCAAGCUGCCGCCUGUUUCCUGAGGUCUUUGCAGCAGAGCUUGCCCAGGUGUACAAGAACAUGGGCACAGACCGCUCACCUCUGCCCAUGUGUUCCUUCUGUGCUCUGGCUGACGGUGCUUCUUCACGGGACCACUGGAUUUCCCUGGACUCACCUCAGCCCACACCAUUCUGGUGCCCCUGCUACCAGUACCAGCAGGAACACUUUAUAUUAGGGGACCAUGAUUAGUGAUAGUGAGAGUUAUAAAUAGUGAUAGGGAUGGUGACACCUGCAGUGAUACUUUUAGUGGUAGUGACACUUUUAGUGAUAGUGAUACUUUAUAUUAGAGGAUAACGAUUAUUUUACUGAUAGUGGUAGCAUAUAAAUAAAUGUAUUUCCAAAAGCAGUAA